AUGAGUUCGUCACUGGUCGCUUAUGAUGAUUCAGGCUCUGAGACAGAAGCUGAAGAGAUUGAAGUCCCCAGUGCUUCUGGCAGACAAACAAGCCAUCCAAGUUCUUCUGUGAGUAGUGUUCAGCACUUUGCACCUGGUAUUUCGGGUACAAAAUCUCCAUAUGAAACGCACCCAGCUGAGAACAUUGGCAGUUCUGUUUGUGAAGAUCCCCCUGAGCAUUAUGCACAGAAUAACAACACUGACUUGACAUCUCCUUAUUGUAGGAGGACAUACCCUGGCCAUGCUGCAUUAUGUAUGGCUUAUAAAAACUAUCAACAGACUUCAAGCUCUUCAACAUACUCUGGAAAUGGCAUUUCCCAGAAGAGAAUACAUCAAGACACUACUCCUGCCAUAAAAGGAAUUAGACCAUAUAUCCCUAAACGACUGCGUCAAGAAAAUUCCAGUGUGCCUGAAAAGAAAGACUCUGCUCAGAGAGGUAGCUCAGAUGGUGAUGUUGAACUGGGUGUAUCAGGAGAGCAGACUUGGGGAAAGAUCUCUGAAUUAAUUAAGCCAUAUUUGGGAUCCAAAUAUAAAGUAACUGAAGUCCCCAAAAGCUUAAUAUUUUCCAUGUCUAAACACAGUGGUCCUGUUAAUGAGAUCCAGUGGUGUCCUGUAUGGGAACAGAGUCACAUGCUUCUCUCAGCUUCCAUGGACAAAACAGUCAAGGUGUGGGAUGCUGUGGAUAGAGGCUGCUGCUUAAAAACAUACUCCUGUCACUCCUGUGCUGUUCGAGCUGCCCAGUGGUCUUCAUGUGGAAGAAGGAUCCUCAGUGGGGGCUUCGAUUCCACACUGCACUUGACAGAUAUAGAAACAGGGAAGCAGAUAUUUAGCAGCAAAACGGAAUUUAGGAUCAGUGCGCUGAAGUUCCACCCUACAGAGUCGAAUAUUUUCCUUUGUGGAGGGUUCAGCCCAGAAGUUAAAGCUUGGGAUAUAAGGACUUCUAAG
Acanthisitta chloris (rifleman) is the source of this 984-nucleotide messenger RNA. RefSeq names its product WD repeat-containing protein 25-like. Lineage: Eukaryota; Metazoa; Chordata; Aves; Passeriformes; Acanthisittidae. The transcript has 3 exons. Gene Ontology annotation, molecular function: protein binding. The record is from RefSeq and is a predicted model, not a curated record. The annotation marks the transcript as partial.